This is a messenger RNA of Adineta steineri, 3048 nucleotides long. Lineage: Eukaryota; Metazoa; Rotifera; Eurotatoria; Adinetida; Adinetidae. The record is from the annotation of a GenBank genome assembly.
AUGAAUAACGAGAGCCAUCCAUCUCCGACUGGCUCGUCGUCUUCUUCAUUAUUUGGUGGUGGAGGUAGUGCUGGUGUUAAUGAACCUUUGACUCAACCAUCACCAGCUAAACCAACAUGGGCACAAAUUCUCAAUUCAAAUCCAAACGCCCCGUCCAAUACAUCAGCAUCAUCAGGAACAACCGCAAAUAAUAAUAAUAACAAUAAUAACAACAACAACAAUAAUAAUAAUGUUGGUGGAAAUAAUACUCCAUCAUCAUCAUCACCUUCUUCUCAACAUUCAACAACAAUAAAAACAAUUUCGCCAUCAACAAGUGGCACAUUAAAUUUACCAGGUACACGUCCUGGUUUUAUGCCUAAUUUUUAUGAUCAACAACAAUCUCAAAUGAAUUGGCCUCUAAAUUUUAAUCAAACAUCAUCUUGGAUGAUUAAUGAUGAUGAUUCUCAAAGGCAACCAACAAAUUCCUCACAACAACAAUCAAUUGAUAAUACACAAGCUGGGGGUGAUGGCUUUGAUCGAGUUGAGUCAUCGAGUCCAACAUCGGAUUGGAAUAAGCCGGUGACAGCAAAUAAUUCAAAUGCCAAUGGUUGGUCAAAUUUUCAACAACCACAACAACAACAACAACAACAACAAACAUUGAGUAAUCCGUCCAGAUCAAAUUCGAAUAACAAUCAAUGGCCAGAAAUGAACAAUUUCUAUGGAGCUAAUACAUCAUCUAAUACAUUUAGUUUACCGCAACAGAAUAACGACAAUAAUAGUUCAUCGACAUGGCAAGAUCCAUCAGCAUCUAACAAUGCUCCUGACGGGCUUACAUUGACAGCAAAUAAUAAUGCAAAACAUAAAUCAUCAUCAUCAUCAUCAAUGGCUGCAUCACUUACAGGUGCAUUAAAGUCAGCUAUUGCUCUUAGUGGUGGUAGUAGUGAUCUUGUAAGUGGUAAUGGUGAUACCAUGAUAACCUAUGUUCCACAACCGAAACUUGUUGAACAAUUAGGUUGGGAUGAACCUGAUAUAAAUGUACUGAAACGUCCUAAUUUUGAUGAUGGAACAUCAAUUUGGGGCGAUCCUAUGGAAUUAGUGUCCGUACCAGUUAAAAAAUGGACAAAUGGAACAAAAGCAGCAUUAACAAAUGCUACAAAUGUUGUUUUACAACAACAACAACAGCAACAGCCACCACAACCUCAACAAAUUGUUCAAAAACCUGUUGCACCAACAAAUUCGUCAACAUCAUCAUCAUCUCAAAUGGUGCUUAAUGAUGAAAAUUGGCCAAGACAACAAUCACCAACAAUUGUUCAACAGCCAAUGUCACAAUGGAAUGAUACAUCAUCAUCAUCAUCAGCUGCAGCAGCAUCAAAUAUGGAUCACACAAAUUCAUCUCAAUCACAAAAUUAUCGUGCACAACAAAAUAAUUGGAAAGCUCAAUCAUCCGAUGAUUGGUUUAAUGAUGGAGUUGUUGAUACAAGUGAUUGGGGUUUACAAGGUCCACCACAAAAAGCACCAUUUGAUCCAUAUAAAGAUCAGAUCGAUACAAGUAAUUGGGCAGUACAAUCACCUGGUGGUAUGCCGCCAAUGCCUGGACGUAAUCGUUUCAUGAAUGAAUAUGAUCUCAAUGAAAAUCCUCAUGAUGUUCGAAUGUCUGCAUUUGAUAAUCAAUCAAUCAAUGAUCCGUAUCGUCAAAAUCCUGAUCUGAAAAAUCCUAUGAUGAAUCUUGGUGGAAUUUUACCCACAUCUCAUCAUCCAUUUCCUCCUCGACCAGGACCACAUUAUCCUUCUCAACCAGGAAAUAUUCUUCGACCAAUUAAUCCUAAUGAUGGUUUGUCAAGACCACCCGGUGCUAUGAUUAGUCAAAAUAGUCAUUUAUCACCUAAAUUAACUACAUCAUCACCUGUACAAAAUCAAACGUCAUAUGCUGCAUCAGGUGGAAAACAAACUAAUAUUCCAAAUCAAUCAUCUCAAACAUCGACAUCAUCUCAACAAUCAGGUAAUGGAAAUAAUAAUGGUACUGUACAUGCUCAAAUUAUGCAACAAUUUCGUCUUGCUGUACAAGCCGGUUUAAUUAGUCAAGAUUUGCUCAAUACAAAAUUACCACCAUAUAUGUUACAGCUUCUUCAAAAAUUAUUUGAACUUCAACAAAAAUUUCAACAAUUAUCAAUACAAUUAUCUGAAUUAACAAAAAAUAAAGCACGUUUUCCAAUGCCACUUUUACAGAAUGAAUAUGAACGUUUAUCAAAAUUAAUUACACAAAAAAAACAAGAAAUGUUAAUUGUUCAAAAAGAAAUUCAAGAUGCACAUACAAAACUUAAACAACAAUCAAUUAAUCAAACACCAACACCAUCACAAAUGAUGUCAAAUGGACCAGUUGGACAAAAUAAUGAUCAAUCACGUUUAACUCAAUGGACAAAACAAUCAACAAUAGGUGGACAACGUACAUCAAUGUUUCCACCACCACCAGGUUUAACUCAAAAAGAUUGGCAAACAGAUAAUAAUGAUCCGAAUGAAAAUUGGGAAAAUACUCAAACACAUGAAUCAAAUAAUAAUAAUAAUAAUCAAGGUGGCAAUGUUGAUCCUCAUAUGCAUAAUAAUCAAGCAUCAUCAUCAGCAUUUUCAGAUCCAUUCUCUAAUCUUGUUGAUGAUAUUGAUGGACCACCACCAUUUGUACCUGGACAAUUAUGGAAUUGGAAAUCAUCAUUACCUUGUGCUGAAGAUGAUCCACAUGUUACACCAAGUUCAAUGACAAUUGGUCCAAAAGGAUCACCAUCACCAAUGGGUAAUCUCAAUGUUGGAGGUGCUGAAAGUGCUUUUUCAAAUCCUCAUUCAAUGCAUCAAUAUCCACGUCAAAUGCAAUCAAAUCGAUCACAAUGGCAACAACCAUCAAUGCAUGAUCAACAAGGAUUUCAACCACCAAUGAAUGAUUGGGCUAAACAACAACAAUACCGAGGUACAUCAAAAGUACCACCACCUCAGCAUCAGUCUUUUGGUGGCGGUGGCGGCGGCGGCGGCGGCGGCGGCGGUGGUGGUGGUGGUGGAGGUGGCUAUCGACCAUACAUGUAA